Doryrhamphus excisus (bluestripe pipefish) is the source of this 2678-nucleotide messenger RNA. The record is from RefSeq and is a predicted model, not a curated record. NCBI's taxonomy places the organism in Eukaryota, Metazoa, Chordata, Actinopteri, Syngnathiformes, Syngnathidae.
ACUAACCUUUCUGAGUAAAUGACACUUGUAGAUCAGGUCCAUCUUCUACGGAAAGUCCGUGCCACGUUUAUUCGCCGACCUGAAACCAGUUCCAAAUGUGAGCUGCAUGGACUACGGUCCACUUUGGACUAGUUUCGAUUCGUGGGAUUUAUUUGGUAUCCUUUUAAAUGAUUUUUUUUAAUAGAUACAAACCACUUUCAAAGGUUUUUUGGAACUUCUACGACCGUCACUGACCAUCAUCACUGUGGCAUAUGCGCAGUCUUCUUCCUUCUUUUCUUCCAGGUCACGUGAGAAAUAUUCCCUCCCUAACAGACCCGGGCAAACUUUUUCCUGAUUACGGACUCGCCACAGCAGAUCCAACAAUGUUACAAAAUAUCACCAUUACCUCUCACGUGCAUCACUAAGUCUAUUAGAGGAACGAGGCAAUCAGACAUCCCCUCCAGACGCCCUCCUCCUCCCCAUGUCGACUGACCCUUACACCUUCUCCAGUGACUCUCUCCCCAGUGACCUACGCUUCCUUCCUCCGCUGGCCAACGGCCUCUUAGGAUGGAGGGUUUACAACGACGUCUUCCACAUGGGAAGGGUGUACAACGGGGAAGGAGGGGAGUGUCACCGUGCGGACGUCCCAUGUCCUCUGGCCGUGACGGUUGAGAUGGAGGAAGGCGGUGAAGACUCCUAUAGCCUGGACACCCACACUGGUGUUUUCUCACACACCCUGACCUCAGCCAGCGCCACAGUCUCGCAGUCUUUUUACUCACACCGCUACUACUCCAACCUGAUGGUGAUGGAGAUUCUCUUGGUGCGCAAUGUGACCUCAGAAGCGCCGCUCACAGUCAACCUGGUCACUUCCUUCACCCCUCAGAGCAAAGACAUUGAUUUUCAGUGUGGGCCUGAUUACAAAGGUGGAAGAUACAUCCAAGGUCAGACACAUACUGCAGAGUUCCCAGAAGGUCCCCGGCCUAUGGUUCACCUCAUCUGGACCCCCAUUCCCACCACACUGACGUUGCCACCAGAGCGUAGCCGGGAUCGCUGGUGCUUCAUUGUGGCUGUGGCUGACUCUUUAAAUCUCGCUAAGGCUCAUUUUGAUGAGGGCCUGGAACUGAUGGCGACAGGUGACCUGCGUCCUUCUCAUGAGAAGGCCUGGCAGGAGCUGUGGCUGCAUAGCAAGGUGGAUGUAGUGGGGUCAGAGCGCCUCUUGAAGGCUGUCAUUGGUUGUAUGUUCUACCUCCUUAGUGCCUUCCCCUCCAUACAUGACACCUCCAGCUCUUUUGGUGGAGUCAGUCCAGGUGGACUAUCAAAUGGCGGCGAGGGUCAGGAUUAUUGGGGCCAUGCCUUCUGGGACCAGGAGGUUUGGAUAUACCCCACUGUGGCUUUAUUCUACCCAAAGCUGGCCCGAGCUGUGUUGGAGUACAGGGUGCAGACUCUUGAUGGUGCUAAAUACAAUGCACAAAGGCAGGGUUUCAAGGGGCUGAAGUUUCCAUGGGAGAGUGCUGUGACAGGGAGGGAGAUGUGCCCUGAUGACAUUUACGGACAACAAGAGAUUCACAUCAAUGGAGACGUCGCAUUGGCCUUUCAGAAUUAUUACUACCUCACUGAGGACCUGACCAUGUUCACUGAUGGACGGGGCAGUCAGCUGGUAUGGGGAGUGGCUGAUUACUGGGUUUCCAGGGUAACCUGGAGCACAGAGGAUCAUAAGUAUAAUCUCUUCGGUGUCAUGCCACCUGAUGAGUACUACUACAAUGUCAACAACUCUGUCUACACAAACACAGUGGCCAAAUUUAGUUUGCAGUUUGCUGUGGAAUUAGCUGAUCUUCUCAAGCAUCCUGCACCAAAGGAAUGGCACGAUGUGGCUGAAAACAUCCAAAUCCCCUUUGACCAACAAUCUCUGUACCAUCCUGAGUUUGAAGGCUAUUCAAAAGGUUAUCCAGUCAAACAGGCAGAUGCUGUGAUGCUGAGUUAUCCUCUGGGUCUGCCCAUGUCCCCUGAGAUUAGAAGAAAUGAUCUUGAAGCUUAUGAACCAGCUACAGAUCCUCAUGGACCAGCCAUGACUUGGGGCAUGUUUGCGAUUGGAUGGCUGGAGCUGGGGGAGGCAGAAAAAGCGGAACGUUUACUUGACAAGUGCUUCAAAAACAUCCAAGGACCUUUCCAGGUAUGGAGCGAGUCAUCAGACGGCUCUGGUGCAGUCAACUUUCUCACUGGCAUGGGAGGGUUCUUGCAAGCUGUGGUGUUUGGUUACACUGGCUUCAGAGUUCAGAAGGAAUGCCUGGCCUUUUCCCCACUACUUCCAAAUAACCUGAGCGAGCUUUGCAUUCGUGGAGUCAGCUACCUGGGCCAGGAGAUGGACUGGCUCUUCAGGAAAGAUGAGGUUUGCAUCAUACUGAGGGAGCAGGAAUGUGGUGCGAGGUUUGCUAAGACAGCGUGCGAUCUGCAGGUGAUCCUCAAGGCAUCAGGGACUAAAAUCCCUUUAACCCCAGGGAUUCCAGUAACUUUUCCUCGAGAACCUGGAUUUGUUUGCAAACUUGAACCAUCGUCUUUCUGCUGGCCUUUGUAAAGAGGAACUGGACUUUCCCAAUCACUACAUGCACCCACUCAAAUACUCCAAUUGUCAAUCAUUUGUAAAUAAACUUCACAUACUUCAAACUAGGGCAAUAUAAAUGAUUAAUUACUGUACAGCAAAU